CUCCAUCACAAAAGCUAGACCCUUUUCAGCAGCCCUGAGCCCCCUCACCCCUCCCAACUACUCCUGAUAUGGGGGGGUGGGGGCUGUACUGGGUGUGAUGUCACUUCCACUGAGGCUGGGAUAUAUAAGCCAGGCUGUGCUGCAGUGCUCAAUAGGCUUCUACAGGAGAAGGCAGAGCAAGGUAACUGACAGAUCAUCCCCUCCACAGAUAAUUCUACAAACAGACACAGCUCUGCUCAUCAGCAUUUUAAAAAGCCUUGCUUGCUCUUCAUGUAACACAUUUUCCUUCUAUUGUAUUUUAUUCUAGGAUUUGGGCACUGAGCAAAGGAUUACAUCAUUUACCCCCUCCAAAAAAAAAAAAUUAGACACUGCCUGUGGAAUGGGACAGAAAAUGCCUUCUUUAGGGGUGAUCUGCCUAGCCCUCUGUGCAAUGCAAGGUAAGGAUGUGCUUAGUCACUGAUGGGGACAUUGCAAUCUGCAGUCACUGUCCUUUCAGCACUAAGGACAGCAGCCAGACCCCCACUGCAGCAGCUGGGACUCUGUGCUUAUUGGAUGCAGUUCAACACCUUGAGAUGACCUAAUAGGAAAGGAGACACAGACUCACCACUAAGUAGGAUUAGGCUGGAGUUUGGAUGGCUAUCUCAGCACAGAUUCAAUUCAAAGGAUCCAACUAAACACUGCAGGAAAGCAUUCUACAAGGUCACCUUCCUCCCCCCCAAGUGAUUUAUCCUUUGUCUGUGGAUAGAUAUGGUGCUUGAUUUCAACAAAUCAUCAGCUCCAAAUAUGUAUUUUCUGCAAUCUUUACUCCUUAUACAAACACAUUCUAGCAGGAGAUACAUUAGCCAAUAGCUGAACACAUUGCAGUAAGACACACAGUGCAUCAACUAUACUGCUGAUAAAUUAUAUUGGGAAUUAGAGCAUUACUGCGUUUGCAUGGUAGCACGCAAACAUUUAUUUUCUUAAACCAAAAGAAAAUAGAUCAUGAAUGUAAGGGGCCAUGAUGUUAAAUGUUUUAUUUAAAAAUAUAUAGAUAUGUUAUUUUAUAUGUAUUCUUUGAUUAUAGAUGAUCAAUUUUCUUAAUUUUAUUACAUUAUACCAUAACAUUUUUGCCGAUAAGAGUAAUUAAACUGUGUUUUGGUAAAUUUGUGUGUACAUGUGUCUGCGUACACACCUCUUCCUGUGAUCACAAGUAUAUUAAGGAAGAUACAUCCAUACUUUGUUAUGGAAUAUUAAUUAAACCCAUCAUUAUUUUUCAGUAAUCUCCUUCCCAGUAUCCAGUCCAGCCAGUGAAGACGACAGUAAGGUGAGUCAACAAACUUUAUUCUACAGAUUAUGAUUAACUGGCUGGUCUGUCAAUAAGACCAGUCCUCCCUGGGAAAUUACAGCGUUUGCAAAUUACAUCUUUUAGUUAAAUUAUUCUAUCAGUGGAAUUAGUAUAAGUGGAACAUGUACUAAGAAUAACCUACUUACAUUUAAUAGCAUUUUUAAAGAGAGAGAGAGAGAGAGAGAGAACACUUGCAUGUAUUCUACAAAAAUCACAUAGAAUAAAUAGAUUUUGUUUGGUUACAUUUGACAUAUAUGCAUAUUAUGUAGCCAAGGAUGCCCUAUUUACCCAGGUUUUGAUGUUCUGUAUUUGAAAUAAACAGAUUUCACAUUGACCUUAUGCAUACCAAGCAUGUUGAAAUAUCAGAUCACCCGUAGGCUAUAAUACCCAGAAACCUUUGCCAGACACCUGCUGUGCUUUUGAGUGCCAAUGGUUCACGGCAAUUGUACUCUUAAAAGCUGGAGGUCUCAUAUUUGAAUAAACAUGAUGUAUAUGGUGUGACAUUGUUGGCCAGCCCUUAUACAUGUUUAUACAGGAAGAAAAAAAAAUCAUAUUGACCAAGUUACACCGUAAACAAACCUCGUCUUUCCUACACCUCUGUUUUUUUGUCCCAUGUCCUGGCAGUGGGUGCAUUAUUAUUCAUUAGAACAACUAAGAUAAUCAAAUAAGGCAGGUCAGUUGGUUGAUGCACCAACUGGAUAAUCUGUUCAAAAUUCAGGGUUGCAGCCUUCUGAAUUGACUCACAUUUUGACCCCUAAAUCAAUGAUAUGAAUGAUGAGCUUACGGAAAUAUAUUUACCAUCCUUUACCCAACAAAACAGUCUAUUAAUAAUGUGAGUUUUAAACAAUUGAAUUAUUAGCAUUAAUCUACAUCACUCUCAAAACACUUUUUUGUUUUUCCUUUCUCCUUUGUAACUGGUUUUUAUAUUUAAGAGUGUGAAAUACAUUUUAUUUGCUUGCUUGGCCAACAUUGGCACAAUGUAUGCAGACCUCUGCUCCUAUUUGGAUUUCAAAUGAAACCUACCUCAUUCUUAAGCCUAUUUUUAAAUGAUAAUGCAUUGCAGAGAGUAGGAGUAACCAAUGAUUACCUCUGUGAACAGUGCUGGUCCCUUGGGCGGCUUAGUUUACAUGUCUGAUGAGAGAAUGUUUAACCAUUGAAUGACCGAUGAGGGUACUGUUCCACCAUAGCAAUCUGGUCUAUAAAGAUCUUAUAUUAAAUUGCAUUUCCAGUUUAUUUGACAGCCAGGCUGCAGAUAGCUACCCAUGCUAAACAAAAAGUGUAUUGCUUGCAUGAAAAGGAGAGAAUGGCCUUAAAUGUAAUUGACCCCAAGGGGUUACGAGGAUGUUUGCUGGUUCUAAUUUGAUGGAGUACGUGAGUCUUGGAAAACCGAACUAUGUACACGUUUCUUAUUAUGAUACAUUAUGACUACAGAUUUAGAAACUGACAAUUUAUAGUAAAACCUGGCCAUUAUAUAUAUGGUCCAAUAACCUUUUCUAGAAUAAUUGUAUUGCACCUUUCCUGUUAAUUUCACUUUGAAUUAAAAAAAAGUUAAAGGAUAAACAUCCUCCCUCCUCAAACCUUCAUUAGCUUUUCUCAAAGCAGAAACUGCAAGAGAGGAGAUUAAUUUUUAUAAAUCUUUAGCACAGGUAUUGAGGGACAUCGCUGUAAAUUAAGAUACCUUUAAUUUUUACAAAUGAAGCAAAGAUGCAAAAGUCGGAAUUUUGUAAAAAUGAUCCGAUGUUGCAAGAGGUAGAAAAAUACACAACCAAAAAUGAUAUUGUAUUAUAGAUAUAGAACUUCAAAACCUAAACAAAUGAGACUUAAUUAAAACAAUAGGUCAUUGCUCCCUACUGAAAGAGAUAAGUGAGAGUUCAUUUGGUUAAUGCACCAUCUGUAUUACAUGUAGAAACUUUGGAACCACCUCUGCCUUUAUCUCCACGAAAGCCACUUUAGUUCAAAAAGCCACUUAGGAAUUAAAAAAUACUUGGAUCCUUGGGUCAAACUCCCCAAAGCAUUCCAACAGUCCAGGAUUCAGCCAUCUCCCAAUUCUAUUUCAAUGAGUAAACUGACAGACAGACUAUUGGUGCAUCUUGAGCACAUUUUGUUUUUUCAUUUUCUCUACUAUACAAAAAUAACAGAUUAGCAAGCAAUCCAAAUAGUUGGGUAAUGGGGAAAUAUUAAAGCUACUUUAGUUUAGUAACUAUAUUCAUUCUAUCUUUCGAAGUGUUGAUACUCUUCAAAUCCAGACAACCUCAUUGACAUCAAAGGGAUUUAGAAAAGUGCCUCUAACACAAAACUAGGACAGAAUUCUAAAACGGCACCAAUUACCACGGAAACCAAAAGUAACAGCUGGAAUAGUCCAGUGGUUUCCAUGGCAAUUGUCCCAUAAUUAGAAAUUUGCCCCACUUUUACAAAUCCCUACAAUCAUGUUAUGAUCUUGUACAGUGUGGACUGGGUCUUCUCAGCUCAAUGAACCAGAAUGAUUUAGGUCACAUUUAAACGGAGAUGUUCUAGAUCUUCCAGGUGCAGUUAGGAAGUGAUUAGCCCAGAUCCUCUGCAAAAAGGAGAUAUAUACAUACAUACACACACAUAUAUAUAUAUAUAUAUAUAUAUAUAUAUAUAUAUAUAUAUAUAUAUAUAUAUAUAUAUAUAUAUAUCUCUUCCAGUUUGGACAACAUUAACAGUUACUAAAGUACGAACUGUCAGGAAAUCACAGGAAAUGCACAUUUAAGGCCAAAAUAGCCAAACAAAGCAGAAUUGACUUUUUUUCUGGUUUGGCUAUUCUGGCCUAAACUCUGAAAUGCACUUUGAAUUUACUAUGAAUUCCUGACAAUUCUCAUUUUAGUAAAUAAUCUUGUGGAAGUAUGACUGACGUUGAGAUCAGAAUAUCUAAUUAUUAGGAAGUGAUGCCAUUUCCUCUCGCAAUGAGGGUGCGUGAAUAUAUGUGGGAUAAAAUUAGACUGUUUAAGUUUGUAAUCAAUAUUAUUGAAUUUCAAUUUCAUUUACGGGAUUUCACGUCUACGUUAUUAGAUUUUACUGUCUCAGGUUAUUUGAAAGAGACGGUCAUUAGUUUAAAGGGACAUUUCUUGGCCUGUGAUGCACUGCAGGAGUGUAUCGCAUAGGUAAAUGCUCUGCAGAUCUCCGCUGUGUCCACACUGAAGGUUGCAGAGUUCCGCAUGUGUCAGAUAAAAGAAUGCAAUGCUCUGCAGACCUGCAUUUGUAUUCUGGGAGAAGGUGGAUCCCAUAUUACAAUGUGUAGCAAAUUACAGUGCCCUGCAAACCACUUGUGCAAAUUUUAUGUGCUAUGCAGAGUCCCGUAGAGUUUUUAAGGCUCUGCAGUUACGUUGCCAAAGAUCUACCAGAGGAAAGAACCUGCCAAGCAAUGUCCUAGAUAGAGGUUACAAUAGUCUCUAAAUGUUGUUGGCCGCAGCUAAGAAUGCUCUGCAACGUGCUGAAAUUAGGAUACAAAAUCUCUGCAGGCUUCUGGCAGCACCUUUCUGUACCUUAUUUGCCGCUGGUAAUGGGGUGCAAUUUUGUGUAUGGUCCUGGCAGCAACAAGCAAUUCUCUAUGGAAAUCUGGCAACCAAAAGCAAUAUGCAGCAAUCCUCUGUGUGAUGGAACAAAGCUCUGCACGCAACUAGUAAUAAGAAAAACAUUUGCUGCUGUUAAAUUCUGAGCUGCAAAGCUCUGCAGGAUACAGGUGCCAGGCUGUAAUGCUCUGCAAGUCACGGGGUACAAUGUUAAGUGGGUAACUGACACCAAAUGCUGCAAUGGUGGAUAAAAUCAGGGUAUAGUCUUUCUAGUUGGCAUUUAUAAUUUUAAAGAUUAUAAUGCUCUGCAGAUUAGUGCAGAGCAUUACAGUGUUUAAUGUGAUGUAGAUUACAGGUAACAACAUGGCAAUGCUCUGCAGGUUUGGGGAAAACAGUGUUUAAUGUGAUGCAGAUUACUGGGAUAAAGUUGAAAUGCUGUGCGGUUUCCUGUUGUCGUCGUACGAUGUGCGAUGUGCGUGUGGUUGUGUUAGAAAGAGAUAAUGGGAUUAACAUAAUGUUUACAAUGCAGCUAAGAAGACACCUGUUUACCCAAAGCUUUGAAAGGAGAUCAAAGACACUGUCGCUGUAGCAACAACGGCACAAAUUAUCAUUUUCCUAAUGAUUUUAUUUAAAAAGUUUCUUCCCAAACUUAAACUCCAGUGUUGGCCCCAUGGUCCAAGUUUUAUCAACAUCAAGAGCCACUGCAACGCACCAGCAUGGUAGAUAAUGUUACUGGGAAGUGAGGGAUCAGCAUAAAAUAAAGGUUACACCCAGUCCCCAUUCUUGCAUAUGUCAUUAAAUGUAAUAUUCGUUUUUGAAAAUUAAAGGAACACUAAAGGCACCAACAAAAUUAGCAGUUUAAUGCCCCUGCAGUUUAACUGAUCGAUUCCCUGCCAUAUGUUUAUACAGCCCUAGCCACACCUCCCCUCUAUCAGACCUACACAGUCUUCUUAUUACAGUCUCCUUACAUUUCCUUUUUAAGAGAGAUUUAAUGUUUAAACUUUUUAUUAUACAGUCUGUUUAAUUUAAUUUAGGAGAUGCUUAUCUCCUGCUCUGCCAAUAGCCUGCUAGAUCCUUCUAUGUGUGCUUAAUUAGAGCAUAAGAUAAGAAUCUCUAAAGUAAACAUACUGUGCUGUCACAUCUGAUUAAAAAUAAAAUGCUUUUUUUUUUUCAUGGAGACUGUGAAUGUCAGGGGAGCCAAGGGCUGAAUAAUUCCUUUAACUCCUAAAUGGCAGAAAAUUAAGCAGUGAGACUGCAUAAAGUUGUUUUUGUGCUUAGUGUACAAGAUAGGUGAGGACUAAAGCAUUUUCAGUCCCUUUUGAAAAACAAACAAACAAAAAAAAAAAAAACAAUAGCUGAAAUGGGGAACAAUGUCAGUUAUGUUUUAACCCAAAGUUUGUAAUUCACUUUAAAUUACCAACAAUCCACAUAGACGUGCAAUGGUUUUGAACAUUUUGAUUUUUAAAUUUAUUUUAUGUUUUUUAAACUUGUCACAGCUUGUUGACUCAUUCUUCAAUGGUUAUCCAAUAUGUAGUAAAACUAAAUCAACAAAAUUUCUUUAAAGAACACUCGAAGCACCGCAUGUUGGAUUAUUAUUAUUUGCCUACUCUAACCAUUGUGAACAUAAAUAAAAAGGCAAAAGGAUCUAAGGGAUUAAAUAUCAUCAUCAUCAUCAAUUACCUUGAGUCAUCAAUUGUGCCUAACCUAGGAUCGGUUCCAUUUUCAAGACCCUUUUAUGUUUCUAUAUUAUAAAUACAUACACAUACAUGUAUUCCCUGUUGUCUCAAAUAAGUAAUAAUGUCUUUGUCCUUGUCUUUGCUUUUAAUGUGGUAUUGAGUGCAGGAGAAAUUAACAAACUAAUAGAAAUCCAACAAGAGUUAGAUAUCCAAAGAUUACCACUAAUUAGUUAAUCAUUCAUUUGAGAUGACAAUAGCGAUACCAUUAAAAUGUAUUCGAAGUUUUUAUUAACUGAAGAAAGAUGCUAACAAUUAUACAUAAUUUCCGUGAAAAUAAAAUCCAGUGAGAAAAAACCCCCCAAAAAGUUAUCAAGUGUAAAUUAAAAUCGAAGGAUCCACAAAAGCAUUAGAGAGUUUCUAAAAAUGAAUUUACAGUCCCAUAUACCUUAUUCGCAUUAUAUUUCUACUGAUACAUAUUUAAAGCGAUACAUUGUAUAUGGAUAAAAGAAUACUCUUACAUUAACUGAAACACAAUAACUCCCGAAUGAGUCAAAUGGAUACUACUAUUUGAUUUCUUAUAAUAAAAAGGGGGAUGUUAGAAGUGACUACACAUUAGAGAAGCCCCUGUGACUAGAAAAUGCAGCAUAUUCCCAAACCCCUCUAAGAGAACAUAAAAGUCCUCACUGGUUGGAAAAGCUAACAAUUAGAUUGUCAUUUGGUUUAACCACAAUAUAAAAAUAAUCAAAUCUUGAUAAAAGCUUAAAUAUACCAGUUAUUAAUAGAAAAUAGGCAUGAAUGUAGGUCUGUGGUUAUCCCUAAUGAGUUUGAUUACAGAAAUGUAUUCAGCAAUUAAGGUGCAGAUCCUCUUUUCAGCCCACUACUAGUAUGUGGUGUUUAUUACAAAAAUGAGUGGUCAUAAGUAGAGAUGUCGCGAACCGUCCGCGAACUUCUCGCGAACGGUUCGCCGCGAACUCCGGUCAGCUGACACAUCCCGGCCAAUCUCCAGCAGACCCCCCCUCCCGGACCCUCCCACCUCCUGGACAGCAUCCAUGUUGAAGCUGCCUUCAACAUGGAUGCUGGAGAUUGGCAGGGAUGUGUCAGCUGACCGGAGUUCGCCACGAACAGUUCGCGGCGAACCGUUCGCCGACUGGUUUGGCUUUUAUAUUCAUUAGUUCCAUUUAGUGUUGGUACAUCUCCCAUAAUAGAGACUACUUUAUUUUUUUUCAUUACUACAGUUAUGGCUUAUGACUAGAGAUGUCGCGAACCGUCGGCGAACUUCUCGCGAACAGUUCGCCACGAACCGUUCGCGGCGAACUCCGGUCAGCUGACACAUCCCGGCCAAUCUCCAGCAGACCCUCCCUCCCAGACCCUCCUACUUCCUGGACAGCAUCCAUGUUGAAGGCAGCUUCAACAUGGAUGCUGUCCAGGAGGUGGGAGGGUCUGGGAGGGGGGGGUCUGCUGGAGAUUGGCCGGGAUGUGUCAGCUGACCGGAGUUCGCCGCGAACGGUUCGUGGCGAACCGUGGCGAACCAUUCGCGAGAAGUUCGCCGACAGUUCGCGACAUCUCUAGUCAUAAGCCAUAACUGUAGUAAUGAAAAAAAAUAAAGUAGUCUCUAUUAUGGGAGAUGUACCAACACUAAAUGGAACUAAUGAAUAUAAAAGCCAAACCAGUGCUAUUCUAAACAGCCCUCCCCCAAUGCUUACUGCUUCGAGGCAGUGCCCCUGAUCAGACAAUAAGAAAAUCAAUUAAUCAAGCAGCAUCAUAGAGUCUCAAGAAAAUGCAUAAAUGGAUUCCUUCCAAAAAAUAAAAGCAAGUGUCAGCUCGACACGUGUUUUGGCGCCUUUAUCAAAAGCAGCACAUACCUCGGCAGAAGCCCGGCUAUUUCUGAGAAGAGGUCCACCCCUCUGUGAUAUCACGUGGCCAAUCAGAAUCUCUGGCGUCACCUGGAGGCCAGAUCGAAAGUCACACUCUCACCCUCCCUAUUUGGCCAAUCCACAAGGGUAAUAUUCUUUAGGGGGCUGAUCCCUGGUUAGUGCCUCCCUCAGAAUCACAUCGCCAGAUCUAAUUGGCGAUGCGUGCAUGGGGGCAUGUGAGCCGGUCACAAGCAGACUCCUUGAAAACCGGGGACAUUACACAUUAUAGUGUAGGAGAAAUAAUGUUUCCACCUUGCAAUUGCAAUCACAUAAGCCAUUUUAUUUUGGCUAACUGGGCUUUUAGCUAUAUUCCUAGUGACGGCUGCUCUAUUGCCAGGUCACUCAUUAAGUGACCUCAAACCUUGGUCAUAGGGGGUCCCAGAUCAGAGUGUGAUAAGAUGAGGAACAAGCUGUAGCUUGACAUACGUGGUGUGGAACAUGCUAAUACAUCACGAACCUUAUGACAUAACUAGGACACUUCUAAAUCAUAGGCCAGUGAUGCUGAGCUUAGCACUUCAGUUGUUUCUGAUCUAUGUUUCUAUGAUGCUAACCAGACUAUGGUUAGUCAUCACUGUGGGAACAGAACACCCGGUUUAGGAAUCAAACUAGAACGAACAGCCAACCGAUGAAACGCAAGUUGUCAAUCUUUGUAAUAAGCUCUGUGCUUUUCACUUGGGAGUCAGCAUAGAUAUGAAACAAUGGUGGUUAUGAAUAAAAAGUAGCACAGCUGUUUUCAUAAGGCUUCUGCAUUCAGUUUAAAAUGUCUGAAUUUUGAGCGAUGGGAGAGUUAGACGAAUUUCAUAACUCCAAAAAGCCAUAUAGACGAAUCACGAGACAAAUAUAACUACCAGAGGACGAGCAGUUUAAUUUGAUUCGUACUUCAAUAGUAAUAUUUAUUUUUUACUGCUUCUCUUUUCCCCUGUAUUGUUUACCAUUUCUAACUUGAUCUGUGAACCACGUGGCAGAAAAAGGUGCCCAUCAGUGUACUACCAAAUCUAUACAUAAUAGUUGUAUUGUGCAGAACACAGGCUCAUUUACACUGGCACGCCAUUUUGGUUCAUCUGAAUUGCUUUUCCUGAAACGAUUGCAUAUAUGAAAUUCGCCCAAACCGAAACACCACAAUCGGUCUGAAAACAAACACACAUUUGGUUAAAUCAAUUCAACUACACCAAAUUUUCCCACUUUGCACAAGUCCAGCUUUAGCAGCAUUUUCUCUUUGCGACAAUAUUUUUCUUCAUCAACAUCGAAUUUUACCUGCAGUCUUUUUUUUUUUAUUAUUGUUUAAAAUGGCGGCGCUAUUGAUCUAUUCAAAUUAAAAAAUAAAAAUUUAUUUUUUAUUUUUUUAAACAAUGGUGCAUCAGUGCACCUUUUCUUUUCCUGACAACUUUUCCCACCCCACCACUUAAAGGGUGUCGGUUUUCUGUGAGAGGAAAGCAUCUGUCCCGAUCUUCCUUAGCCUAUAUUUUGUACCAAAUCAGGACCAAAAUUCACUGUUUAGUGAGUCGUUUAUCCGAAAUAUUAUGACUGAAUAACGUUUACUAUACUAUAGUAUGCCAUCCCUGUGACACAUUUAGUAUUGAACGCCAUCUACGGCAUUGCACCUUUCUGUUCCACAGACCAAUUGAUGGAAAGUCUCCAGAUAAAGACAUAUCCGAUAUUAAAUGGCUUGCAUUAAAAAGUAUAGUACUGUGAUAUAGAUUUGUAAAGCUUGGCCAAUUUCUGUAAUGCCUCUGGAGUGGAGUAAUUGUGUUACUGUUUAUGUAGCAUAAUACUACAGAGGGUACAAGACAGGCUUUAUGUGUGGAGGAGAAAAAAGCACAACUUUCAAGCCAAAAUCAUUAUGGACAAAGAUGUUUUUCCCUGCCUGCCAAAUAAAUCCCCAUAAGAUUUAAAGGGAUACAAAUUCUAAUUAUAAAAGUAUUUUUUUUUUUUUAUCAUUUUUUUUUAGGGGAGUGGGGGGGAGAGAUUAGUAUGUUAACUCUUUUAAUAUCAGUGAUUGUUUUUAUUGUAGUCGGAUCUUUGGACUAUAUUUCAGAAUCUUACACAUGUAAACAUCAGCCUGAUUGUUAAAGACUGGAAAACAAUAUGAAAAGCAGUACUCAAAGUAUGUGCUAAAUAAAAGUGUGUGUGCCACCCCAUAACUCAACGCAUGCUUUUAAAUAACCAAGGCCAUAAAGUGCUAGCUCUCUAACCAAUAUGAAGCCAAAACCCUUCGGUGAGUCCUGUGCUAACAAUUCACCCUAGAUCAGGGAUCUCAACUCUGGUCACCCAAAUGUUCAUAGCCUUCAACUCCCAGAAGUCUUAGUACGCAAUAAAUGGCUAGAGAAUGACGAUAGUUGCAGUUCAACAUCUGAGGGGGUCAUCUGAGGGAGUUUGAUAUGCUUGCCCUAUUAGAGUAUUAUGGGAGACGUAGCCCACAUCAUCUGGAGUGCCGAAUGUUGCCAACACUUGAACUAGGUGAGCAUCCCUAAUCCUGAAUAGGAGGCACGUUCAGUGUUGAUACAAUGCCUUUAAAAUCAGAGAUGUAAUGUGAACUAUAAUGUCCCAUGGACCUGAAUUUUUCCAUAGAUGGAAAAAAAAACCUGUGGAUGAAUGUGGGAUGAAAGGGUUAAUAUAUAAUGUCCUGGAUCCAGAAUGUUUCCCUUUUUUCUCUCUUUGUUUAUGUGGGUCACAGUAUUGUUAGUGCAUGUUGAUAGAUGUUUUCAAUUAUUUAUUGCGCUUCUGAACAGGCAAUUGGCAUUCCAAGCAGGGAAUCAGAUGCAGCCUGUAGCUGGGAUUACCAAAGGGAGAGAAGGGGGAGAUUGGGGUUUAUUCACUAAACGGUGAUGUUUGGUAAAUGCAAAAAUCGUAAUUUUGAAAAAUAUAGAAACUCACCAAAACCUCACCAGUCAUUAUUUCUAUAUAUUACGUCAUGAUGUUUUCCAGGCUAAUCUUGCUUAUAUUUUGUUCUGUUGCCACAUCACAGGUAGGACCUGUAUGGGGAGUUGUGAUUAAUAAUAUCACACUAAAUCCACCAAAAACUGGGAAUUUGGUUUAGAUAUGAGAGGAGUUAUUGUACUUUCCACCGUCUAUAUCAGUAGCUGUCUCCACCCCUCAGAUUUGAUUUAUUUUGCUGCAUUCCAAAAUAUAUCCUUACAUGUAUUUAAGGGCAAGGCAAAAUGUGGGUUAGGGUGCAGUUAGUUAUGCUGGAUGAGUUUAAAAAAAAAAAAAUAAUCUCCUCCAUGUUUUCCUUGUAAGAGCAAUGAAACUGUACAGGACGCCAUGAUUUAGCAGUGUUAUUCAAAGUGAGAAUACAUAGUGAUUUUCAAAUUAACCAAAAGCAUAGCUGACAUUUAUGCAGUAAACUCAGCAACUGGCAAAUAUGAAGUUAAAGGGACACUCCACUUGCCAAAUCAAAUCACUAUUUAGUAAAUAUACACCAGUGAUAAAAACAUAUUGCAAAAGCUUCUGAUCUCUUGUCAGCAGCCUUUUUCAAACCUUCCACUUCUAACCCCAACCAGACUUUCUUUGGCUGUCUAGUCACAUACUUCCCAAUGCAGCUCAAUAAAAAGUCUUUGCAAGGCAGGUGCUCAGGGCAAUUGCUGCCUCUUGAGUUUAGCUCCACUGGGCUAACCAAACCAGGAAGUAACAUUACCUAUUGUCUACUUGAAUGCCAGGGGGUGUAACUAUUUUAAUUUAUAAAAGUGCCUAUUUCUAUUGAAAUCUGCUAUUUUUGUAAAAAUAGAAAAAAAGAGGACACACUCUUCACACAUAAAGCCCUUCAGCAAGCUAAAGUGAUUUAGGGCUCUGGAAUGUCCCUUUAAGUAAGCACCAGGAUUGGCACAUUGCCACUUCCUGGUCUGGGCAGAGAUCACAACAGGAGCUAAAAAACAAAACAAAAAAAAAAACCUGGGGAUUUGCAACCCCUAUUUGUUUAUAUUUUAUUAUUGCUUUUAAUAAAGAAGAAUUUAGAAAAAUAUAUUUUAAUUUCUUUUCCAUUUAUAAUAAACUCAUGACACGUGUCAAAACAAGUGGAUUUGCGUAUAUGUAUUUAAAUAUGAAUAUAGCAAUCUUAAUGAAAUUAUCGCUUAAUAAACUUGCCUUUCUUCUUUUAGUCUCCGUUAAUGGUUCUAAAUAUAGAACAUUAGUCGGAUGUCGUAGUGUCAUUACUCCAUAUUGUCUUUCCGCAGCAGUCAUUGAUUCCUGUCUUGUCUCUCUCAGGUAAUGAAGUGCAUUGUUGAAGUCAUUUCUGAUACAUUGUCAAAGCCAAGUCCAAUUCCAAUCAGUCAGGAUUGCCUGGAGACUCUCAGAGGGGGUGAGUAGAUUCAAUCUAUAUCAUUACAUAUUGCUCUGCAAUAUUGCAUAUGGUGGAUUGAUUUUUUUAAAGGCACAAUCCAUUAUAGAAGUGACCCCAUUAUUCAUAGUGCAUUAUAUAGAUGGAGUAAAUAAUUAGUAAGAAAGAUAAACUGCCUACCACCUAGAACAUAAAGUUGCUGUACCUAUAUACCUAUUAUACCUAUAUAGACCAUCAUUGUGGUAGCAGUUCCUGUCCUAUUGUGUUUUACACCCCACCUCCUAUAGACGGUAAGCUCGUUUGAGCAGGGUCCUCUUCAACCUAUUGUUCCUAUAAGGUUUCGUAACUGUCCUAUUUAUUGUUAAAUCCACCUUCUGAUAAUAUUGUAAAGCGCUACGGAAUAUGCUGGCGCUAUAUAAAUAUCGGUAAUAAUAAUAAUAAUUUAUAAGAAUUUACUAUUAGAACUGCAACUACACAUCCAAUAAAACCAUGCGGGGAAAGUGUUUAUGGGAUAAGAUAAGGCAUAUGGUAAACAACCCAUAAACUGGAAAACAUUUUAAAAUCCAAAGACUCAUACUAGGAUGAGUCACCUAAAUACAUAAUAAGAGUCUGUAUAAUCAACAAUCAAUAAAAAUAGGUUGUCUUCCUUUAACCCCUUAAGGACACAUGACAUGUGUGACAUGUCAUGAUUCCCUUUUAUUACAGAAGUUUGGUCCUUAAGGGGUUAACAGACAAAAAAAAAAAACCAAAAACCACACCCAGCAUGGGGUCUCCAUAGAGAGUAGCACAAGUCUACGGAAUCGCCAUUUGGGUAAAGUUUUAACCAGCCAGCCACGAGGUGGUAUCCGAAAACAGUGCCACAGAAAAUGAGUCAACGGCAGGUCUUCUUUUGGGGGCUCCUGUGCGAACACUGACAAAAUCUUCCCCUCGCUUUUAGGGAGCAAAUGUUCCCCCUGUUCAGUAGUUCCUUUCUCCCAAACGCCAUUCCCCUAACUGUUCCAUUAGUUGAACGGGCAGUAGUACAAAGUUCCCCAGCGUUCAGAGUAGUGUAGCCGACAGAGUUCCAUAUACCCAACGACCAAGUACCGCCACCUGCGUUCUGGAGACAAAAUGGUCGCCACUCUUUGGAGCAUGGGUAUUCGCAUAUGCGAAUGGCGGCCACCUAGGGAAAGCACUUGGGGUAAUUGCUCAUUUGCGGUUAACAGCCAGGUUAACAAAUCCAUUUCGCUACACUUAAAUAGAUAAUUAGGAGUUUCUCUCAUUAUGCUGGUAUUAAGCGUCUGUCUUUCCAAAUUAUGUUACCUGCAGCUAUCAUUACUUUUAGCCAGCCAUUAUACCUCAACAACUACUUAGACUUACAUGUUCACUACCAUAUAAAAGCAGAAUAAAGAUAUUAAAAUUGAAUAUAGAUGAACAUGAUCCAGUACCCUCUGAUAAUUUUGGCACCAAAACAGUGGCGUUUUAUUAUUACAUUAUCUCGGCUAGGAAUGGACUCAUGAGGACUCAACACUAUCAGGUUUAUGCACUAAAGUUAGUAUUCAAAGUGAAUAUAAAAUUUAAGGCCAAAAUAAUCAAACUGGAAACAUUCAAAUGUUUCCCGUUCAUCUGUAAUGGCUGUAAUUUUGCAAUUCACCAAAGAUUUGUGACAAUUCUCUCUUUAGUGAAUAACCUGGUUUCACUUUCCACAACCAGGGACCCAGCUAUGUUUGUCAGAUCCACCAUGUUUUUCUGAACACAAAUCACUUGAAAAUAUUGAUGGGCAACACAUUAAAAUUGCUGCCCUGCAGUAUGUAGCAUUCAAGUGUUGCAAGUACAAUACAGCAAUGAAUUCUGCAUUCUGCACUGUUAAUGUGCUACCGGUUGGUAUAGAGUCAUAUGUAUGAGAAUCAAGAACGCUUUUAUUGUCUGACUUCUUUCAAUUGCAGCUGGGGUCCAUAAACAUAGUCUUAGUGUCUUCUCAGAGGUUUUCACCAGAUGUGUCUGUUCUAACCAUUAAAGACUACUUUGCAGGUUUAUUGGACACAAAGUAAAAUGGAAUUGAAUUUUCUUUACAGAUGAACGCAUUAUUUCCAUUCUACGACACCAAAACCUCUUAAAGGAACUUCAGGAACUCGCAACUCAAGGUAGUAAAUUUAUUUUGUAACCUGUAGGCACAUGUACAAGCAUUGUCUUGCUAAUUAGGCAGCAUAGAGUGUUAACCCCUUAAAGGCUAUAGACGUGCCGAGUUUUUCAUGAUUUUAAUCAAUUAGCCCAACAGCCAUGUUCUUAAUAGGUUUAGAAAUCUGAUUGACAGAACUAAUCAGCAAGCAUGAAGUGGACUCUGGAGACUGUUUGCUAACUAACAAAUUGCAGUGAAUUACAAACUAUAGUUUCUUAAACAAACUGCUAUUAGCUUACAAAAUGCAAUUUAAAAAUAAAAAUCACCAUUACAAUUUAUUGAUGUUUUGUUGUUAGUAAAGUAACAAUACUCAUGCUGAAACCUGCCUUAGAGAGCCAUUAUAAAUUAUAUUCUGUUACCAUUUUACACACAGUGAUAAAGUGGGAUUGAGCCACUAAAACCAGACACAUUCAUAUUAAAGGACCACUAUAGUGCCGGGAAAACAAACAUACUCGUUUUCCUGGCACUAUAGUGCCCUGAGGGUGCCCCCACCCUCAGGGACCCCUCCCGUUGGGCUGGAUGGAGAGGAAGGGGUUAAACUUACCCCUUUCUCCUCUCCGGCUGAAUACGCAAUGCUUUCCUAUGGACGCUGGCGUCUUCUCACUGUGAUUUUCACAGUGAGAAACGCAGAAGCCCUCUAGCGGCGGUCAAUGAGACAGCCACUAGAGGCUGGAUUAACCCUAACAUAAACAUAGCAGUUUCUCUGAAACUGCUAUGUUUAUAGAAAAAAGGGUUAAACCUAGGUGGACCUGGCACCCAGACCACCUCAUUAAGCUGUAGUGGUCUGGGUGCCUAGAGUGGUCCUUUAAAUCAGUUUGCUGCAUGGAAGCUUCAAAGGUUAUCACAACCAGCUGCAUUGCUAGCCAAAUAUAUCAUAUGGCUGUGUGAUUAAUUAAAUGAUGAAUUAAACUAUAGCAACACACAAUAUGAAAACCAGCCUGAAAAAAACACUAAAAUGCAUGUAACUUGUGCACAACAGGCCAUGGUGAGAAUUCCAACGAUUUAGAAAUGUCCAUACCUUGAUAAAAUGUGGGGUGUUUUAAAUUGCAGGUGUUGUCUUCAGUAGACUGAAGGAACACAGUUCAAAUGCUCUGAACUUUGCUGGAAAGCACUGCAGGAAGUGAUGUGUGCAGCAGUAAAUUGUUUCCCUCAACAAUUUCAGUUUCAUAUUCUUUUUACCUGUUUGUCACGUCACCAUACCUGGCAUAUGUUUUCCUUUGAAAAUAAGUUAUAACGUGUGAUCAUACAUUUAAUAUACUGCAAGUAUUUUUAUUUACAUGGCAUCACCCUAUUCCAAAGUGUUGAACAAACUUAAAGGGACAAUCCACACUGGAGUGACCCAUUUGUUUAAAAAAAAUUUUUUUAAGAUAUGUAAUAAAAUAACAGUAAAAAUAUAGGGAUUCACAUUUCAAGUUCCUACAUUAGGUUCAAAUCAUUAGCUUACUGAGACUUUGCAGCCUCCGUAAACUCAGACGAGGAAAUGACAAGCAUGAUGCACACUUAACUUUCUAUUAAGCAGCUGGUUCAAACAAAUUAAAUUCCUUUUAAUCUACGUCUAAACAGCUGGAUGUGUCUGGAAUUCAUUGAAUAAGACUCCACAUGUAAAUCUCGGAUGGAUUGAUUUGUUGAGGCAUAGAUUAAAAGGAACUUGAUUCGUUCAUAGCAGCUGAAAAGAAUUUACGGCCCCAAAUUAUGAUCUAUAGCACUGCUGAGAGUAUCCUAUAAGAUGUGCUUUAUGGUACUGUAUUUGUAGUUCAAUUGUUGGCUUUCUGCUGAAGAUGAUGACUCCUGAACUACGACUCCUAGCCAUGACAUCAUGUAUAGUGAUAUUUCUGGAACAAAAAAAAAAUUGCAGGUUAAAAAGGAGUGACAGAAAGGGAUGGCUUAUGGAGCAUAUAUUUUAAAUGAAUUAUUAAAUAACUAAAUAACAUAAGUUAGCAAACAAAUUAUAACCUAAACAGUACUUUAUACCCCAGGUAUGGUGCCUUGAGACCCCAUUAAAUUAGAUAUUCUAGCAGAGGCGUACCUAGAGUCUCCAGCGCCCUUGGUGAGGAGCUGUAUCAGCAUUUGUAUCACAAAUGGUUUUGGGCUGCCUGUGUAUAAUGGGACUAACUGUGUUUGUCUUUGAAUGACAGUAAUAACCAUUGAUGAGUAGAUAGAAUUACGUCAUUACUGUGACCUGUAUAAAAGUUGGUUAAUCCUAGAGCAAAACAAACUAAAAUUAUGUGUUUCACAAUAUGUAAUCCUGGGUACAUACAUAUCAUCUACUCAAAAGCUUCACUUCAUUACUUACUGUCUUAGUAGUAAUGCCACUGCCUAGAAAGUCCACUCCACACGCUCCCUCAGUCCCUAUGCAAACUGCAGUCUCAGCCAGGUAGGUAAGGUGUCAAACCUUAGAUGUAGCCGCAUUAUCCACUCUGCUCACUCUCUCCCUAGUCCAUCUGCAUUCUCCAGGCAGGGUAAGAUGUGACUGCACUCUCCACUCACUUCUACCCCCCCUCCCAUUCAUGUCUAUUCUACCCCCUUCUCUGUUCCCCUCUCUUCCAUGUGUCUCCCACUUCCAUCCAUUUAUGUAUCUCAUUUUCUAUCCAUAUCUCUCUCCCCCUUCUGUCCAUUCAUGUAUCUUAUUUUCUAUCCAUGUCUCCCCCCCUUCCAUCCAUGUCUCUCCCCCUUCUUCUCCCUUCCAUCCAUAUUCCCCUGUGUCUCUCUUCCAUCCAUGUCUCCCUCCCCCUUCCAUCCAUUUUUUCCUCCCCCAGUCCAUCCACACCCUUGCCAACCCCUUUCAUCCAUUGCUCUCCCCAUGCUAACCUCCCCAUUUUCAUCUAUAUCUCUCCCCUUGCCAACCUCCCUCCUUUCAUCCAUUUCUUCCCCUUGCCAACUUUCCCACUUUCAUCAUAUCUCUCCCCUUGCCAAUCUCCCCCCUCUAUCCAUAUCUCUUCCCCCUCCUCAAUAUUCCCCCCUUCCUCAAUAUCUCCAGCCCUCUUGCCAACUUUCUCCCUUCCUCAAUAUUUCCCCCCCUUGCCAAUCUCCCUCCUUCCUCAGUAUACCUUCCCUCCCUUCCUGAAAUCUACCUACCUAUGCAAUCCUCGUCCCACACAGCACUCAAAGAGUGAAAGGCUCUCCUCACUUGCCUCCCUCCCUGCUGUUUUGCCUGUCAUGGCAGGGCAGGGGAGGGGGGCAACCAAUGUCCGGAGCGGUGCGCUGUCUGUGUCAUGCUGAGCGUAGGGUAGUCACGUGACACCCGGCACUCCAACGCAGACCAUGAGGGGGAGGCGCUCCCUCUGUGCACUGUGCGUGCAGUUCCUUGGUGUAGCCGAACGCUGCCUGGGGCGCCGGGGGGCAGCCUGAGCAGGGGGACGCAAAAAUCACUGCUCACACUGACAAUUGAUUUUUGCUCCCCCUUCGGCCUUAGCGGGCGUCGGUCUCACCAACUCCUCUGUAUGCUAGCAUCUAAUGUGCAGUAGGAUAUCUAUCCUGAUUUCAUGGAUAGGACUAAUUUCUUCAUGGUGAAGGGCAUUGCAGACUUUGUCUCUAGUGUAUGAAACCAAGCCUUUUAAAUGGCAUUAGAAUGAGGGUAGAAUCAUUAACUGCUACAGUGCUGAGACAAGCACUGACCAUUAAAGGAGCACUAUAGUGCCAGGAAAACAAACUCGUUUUCCUGGCACUAUAGGGUCCUUAGGUCCCCCCCACCCUCAUGGCCCCCCUCACGCUAGGCUGAAUGGGUUAAAACCCCUUUUAAUAUUAAUUGUUUUAUUUAAAAUAUUAAUAUUGUAGAAUAAAUAGCGUAACUAUUCACUAGGAGGAUAGAAUAACAUAGGGGAAACAAGAAGGUUGCAAUUAGAUAGGUGAAGAGAGAAAGACAAGAGUAUUAUUCUACAGCUUUGGGGCCCUCACGAUUAAUAACUAUAUCGAGGAAAGAUAAAAGUAAUUAAGUGUAUAUGUUCAAAUUGGUUGAGACUAAGGACAAAGAAAGGGAAAAAAAUGUCAUAGGGAACAUUAAAUUUAAUUGCAAAUCGUACUAUAUAUGUGACCACGCUCAUUUUAAAGAAAGGGAAAGGAAAGAGGAAGGAAGGAGAAAGGAGAAAGGAAAGAGGGAAAAAAGGGGGGUUUAAAUAUCUGCUAAUAUGAAUAGGUAAUAAGGAAAUAUUUGAUUUGCACAUAAAUUAACGAGGAGAAUAUAGACACGUUAAAUUAUCUUAAAUAAAGAAGUAAAUGCACAUGAAAUAAAAUUAAGAAAGUCUAGAAAAAGUUUAUUAAAGUAAGAAAGAAGAAUCAAUGCGUACAAGAAAAUGAUUUCUUUAUAAAUUUUUUAAAAAUAUCUGCUUUCCGUUGCCCUACAGUACAGCUCUUGAUAGAAGAGCUGACGGAAAAAGUGUCUAGCAAGGGAAAGGGGGUAAGACACUAUUUGGGACAAUGACGCUCGUAAGGGUUUUUCAAGAGUCAUUUAAAAAAAAAAAAAACGUUUUUUUUUGUUAUAUGGUUGUAUUUGUUUUAUAUGUUGAGUGGAUUGUGCGUGGCCAACCUGAGGAAUUAUGUAGCAUAGGGAGGAUUAAUGUUAGAGGGGAAUAAGAUUAGGAUUAUAACUUUGAACGUUAAGGGUUUGAAUACUCCACAAAAAUGUAAGCUUUUAGUAGAUCAUUUAUGGAAAAAGAAAAUUACUGUCGGAUUUAUACAAGAAACACACUGGAAAGCUGGAAACUCAAAAAUGAAAAGUUUCAAUUAUCCAACUCUUGUCUCCUCAGAUUAUAGCUCUAAAAUAGAGGAGUUGCAAUUUUUAUUUCAAAGACUGUAACUUCUAAAGACCUAUGUAGAGAAGUGGAUACGAAUAGCAGAUAUGUGUUCUUGAUCUGUGAAUUGCAGGGGAAAAUCUACUCACUACUUAAUAUACAUGCUCAAAAUAAACAACCUGAAAAAUGUAUUAACAUAUUAACCAAGUUCGAAAACAAGAUACAGGGGUCCUUUAUAGUUGGAGGAGACCUUAACUGUGUGGUAGAUGUAUCAAUGGAUAAAAAGGUUCCACAAAAAAGGAAACAACAAAAUAUCAUUAAAAAAUUGGUUCUGCAGAAUGUCAUAUCUAAAUUUAAUCUAUAUAACAUGUGGAGAGUAAAACAUUCUGAUGAAAAGGAGUUCACUUUUUACUCUAAACCUUACUUGUCAUAUUCUAGAAUAGAUUACUUUUUGGUUAAAAUACAGUUAAUUCAACAAUGUUGCCUAAUUAAAAUUGAGGAUAUACCCUGGUCGGACCAUUCGGCUGUGAUUAUGGAAAUAGGAUUAGAUGCUAAUGAACCAUGAUCACAAUGGAGGCUGAAUGAGAGAUUAUUUUCUGACUCUAAAACUAUUGAUUACAUGUCAGAGAGGAUUAAAUUAUACUAUAAAGAAAAUACGACACAAGAAAUCUCAAACCAAAUCUUAUGGUGUGCCUUUAAGAGUGUAAUAAGGGGUUAUAUAAUUAAAUUGGGGUCUGAAAAAAAAGGGAUCAAGGCCUAUCUUUAAAUCAACUAUACCUUGAAUUCUAUAAUUUCAAUAAAAAAAAUAAAAAAAUCUCCCCUACAAAGGAGUUUGAUCAACAAAUAUCAGAAAUAUCCAAGAAGAUCAAUACUACUUUAUUGGCAAAAGUGAAUUUCGCUCUACAAAAGCUAAAUCAGAAUUGGUACCAUAAAAGCAACAAAGCUGAUAAAAUGCUUUCCAAUAGACUAAAAAAUAGAAAAGCUAGAUCGAGAGUCGAAAAGAUCAUGGUAGAUGGUCAUAGUUAUAAUGACCCAAAGUCAAUAGGUAAUGCCUUUAAUAAAUUCUAUGCACAACUUUAUAAUCUCUCCUCCAGCCCCCAGGAUUUAGAUAUAUCUGAAUAUCUGGAUAGGAUUAAAUUGCCAACUCUUACAGAUGGCCAGGAGAAAGAAUUAAACUUACCUUUCUCUGAAUCUGAGGUUAGUCUGGUAAUUAACAGGCUUAAGCUGAAUAAAGCCCCAGGUCCUGACGGGUAUACUAAUUGGUUUUUAAAGAAAUUUAAAAAUUAGCUAUUGCAACAUCUAGUAGAUACAUUUAACGAGAUUAGAGAAUCGGGUCUCCCUUUGAAAGAAUUAUUACAGGCUAAUAUCUCACCGAUAUUAAAAUCUGAUAAGGACCCAACUAAUCUGGUUAAUUACCGGCCUAUAUCUCUUAUAAACUCAGAUAUUAAAAUGUAUUCUGCUGUCAUUGCAAAUAGACAAUCAAUUAUUCCAUCUUUAAUUCAUCACGACCAAAUAGGUUUUGUUCAGAAUAGAGAUCCAAGUAAUAACACUCGAAGAUUGACUGCCCUGAUUGAUUAUGUAACAAGGAGCAAGAUCCCUAUGCUGGUCCUGUCACUGGAUGCUGAGAAGGCAUUUGACAAGGUCAGCUGGAGUUUUAUGAACCAGACUCUGGACAAAUUUGGAUUUGUUGGCUCCAUUAAAACUGCAAUAAUGGCUCUUUAUUCUAGUCCAACGGCUAAAACCGUGGGCCCUGGCAUCUCCGCAGUUUGGUUUACAAUUUCUAACGGGACCAGGCAGGGAUGUCCCCUGGCCCCGCUUUUAUAUAUUUUGACUCUUGAACCGCUCACUGUGAGCAUAAGAAACAACUAUCAAAUUAAAGGAGUUAUUCUGAAUCGUUCUGAAUUUAAGACCAGCCUAUAUGCUGAUGACAUAAUAUUAACAUUGUCUGAUUUGGAUAUAUCACUAGGGGCCUUGUUUCGGGAGUUGGAAGACUAUGAUAGAGUUUCAAACUAUAAAUUAAAUAUUGGUGAAUCCCAAGUUAUGCCCAUAGAUUUAGAUUUUACGACAAUUAAUAGAUUAUCAGUUAAAUAUCCCUUCACUUGGUCAUCACAAGGUUUUAAAUAUCUUGGGACUCAUUUCUCUUAUAGCUUAAAAGAAAUGAUCGAUAAAAACGUGGAUAAUCUAUUAAAAGAUACCAGUGAUAUUGAGUUGAAGUGGUCUGGGUGCCUAUAGUGGUCCUUUAAUGUAAAAUCUCUACAGUACAAUCCACUAAAUAACAAACUGCAGCAAACUGUAUGCUGAAUUUAUAAAUGUAAGUAAUGUAAAAUAGCUGAGAUUUAAACAUUCUUUAACUCAUUUAUAGCAAGAGCUUGGCUAUUUAUGUCUAAAUGUCAUCAUUUAUCUUGUUUAAAUUCACUACAGUCCUUUGUUUAGUGAAUAAACCUAUCUUCUCAUUUAGGCUCCCUUGUGACAUCCUGACCUGCUUUAAAAUCCCAGAGGUGCGGGUGGUAGAGUGUAUUGUCAUGGAGAUAUCAGAAUCUAUCCCUAGGAAAGAUGUGUAGAUGCUUUUUAAAGGCAACAACAACUCACUUGUCUUCACAAAUAUCAACCUACACUCCUCCCAGAUUGUUGGAGAUGUGGUAGGGCAUUAGGCUCAUUUCCCCACAUAUGGUGGGACUGUGAUGAGCUCAAUCCUAUGAAAUUAAUUCUAUUCGAGCUAGUAUAUUUUAUUCUUAAAGCACAAACUGAUAUAACUGCCCAAUUGUUUUUGUUUCAUUUAGAUAUGCCAAGGGUUAAUACAAAAUGUAAAAUUCUCAUGAUUCACAUUUUCAUGGCAAUCAAAAUAGUUAUGGCCAGGAACUGGAGAAACAUAGGUCCCUUAAAAUGGCACGAAAUUCGCACACAAGUGGAUUUCCAAUAUAGGAUGGAUGCAGGUAUAUCAUUAGAUAGAGUAUCCAAAGAGAAAUAUGAUGAAAUUUGGGCCCCUUGGGUUAGAUAUUUAAGAUCAAAAGUUUAAAUCCCAUACCCCCACUAAAUCCCCAAUACCACCAUCUUUUUUUUUUGUUAGGCAAGUCAGUGUUUUCUGUACGAGUAUGAAUGAGGUCAUUUUGUCUAUCUUUUUGACCUGAACACAUUUAUUGUACAAAAUGGAAAAAAUUGUUUUUUAUAUUUGAGAUGCAUAAACUGUAAACAUAGCAAUAUAGUACAGUAAUCUAAAUUGAAAGUAUGUUAUAUGUUUAAUUUAUGUGGAAAAAUUAUUUAUGUGGAAAAAUAAAGAUUUAAAAAAAAAAGGCAACAACAACUUAUUCAGUUAAGACUCCUCAUACAUGCUAUAAAACGUAGAAAAAUCAAAAUAAAAUCAUGAAAAAUUGAUGCAUACACAGUAUUCUGAAGUUUAUAUGCAGUAUCUUGUCCUUGGCAUUCAUGUCUUCUUUAAGAUCUUAAAGUUAUCCUGAAAACAUUGUGUCAGAGAGCUUAUCUGUAAAUUGGCAUAGUAUCAUGGGAAAUAUAUACACAAGUAUUAUAUAUUAUUUAUAUACUUUACCCUACACGUUGCAAUACUAACCUGUGUACUGCCUCCUUAUAGGGUACAUGAAAAAAUCAUAUCCUCCUCCUGUAAACCUCUGUAAAAUAAAAAGGGGGUUUGUAAAACUUUAAUAAUAAUUAAGGUAGGGCCUUAAAGGGACACUGUAGGCACCCAGAUCACUUCAGCUCAUUGUAGUGGUCUGAGUGCUGUGACCCUUUUGCACUUAGUGCUGCAAUGUUUACAUUGCAGCACUAAGUCUGCCCUCAGUGGCUGGCUCUUCCGGAAUCGUAACAGACUUUUGGUCCGUUAUCUGACACUGGACGUCCUCAAGCUUUCAUUAAAAUCCAACAGGUCUUUCAAGACAAACUCCAAAGUAUCAGGGAACAGUGAUCUUGCAUAGUGUAGCUACUGUGUGCAAUGAAUUACUGCAUAGUUCAGUUUCGUGAAUAUAUGGUUGGAUAUACAGAAUAUUGAGAAUGUGCUGUAUUUCUUUGGGUGUACAAUGGCUAAAGGGUUUUCUGUAUUUCUUACCAGGAAAGUAGCAAGUUUUCUUUUGUUAACCAUUUGUGUUCCAGAGUAUGUAUUUUCCUGCAGAGGUGGCACAUAACUAAACAUUAAGUUUAUGCUAUGAUUUAGAAAGGGGUUGGUCUAAAACAUUGACCUUGGCCAGUACAUUAAACUAUCCUAUCUUCUUACUUUGUCACGUGUUGGCCCAGGUGCCACGGAGAGGGUGCAGAAGAAGAGUUUUGAAGAGGAGCUUUCUGGUGUCCUUGCACGGCAGAAUAACAAACCCAUCCUUUCCGGUUAGUGUCAAUGUGACCUGUGUGAGUCUAAAUAACAUGGAUCCUCUUUCUUGCAACCUUGCUGUAAAAAAAUACCAUGUGUUUAGAUUGCAAUGUUUCACCUUAUCCUCAGAGGAGCGAUGGGUGACCUUCUCAGCUCAGGUUGCUAGGGUAUUAUAGGUAGAAAUCAGAAAUCCAAACCCAUCAUUGCACUUAGUUUAAAUAGCUGACAUAUACCGGAUUGACCGCAAAGAAAAAGGAGAUUCACUAUUUCAUGUAUAAUUCCUUGUCCAAAAACACACAUUAAUAGUUAGCCCUUAAGGACGAGUGUUACCUAAACACAAUUUUUUUCAAUUAUAAGAAUCCUUUCAUCAAGUUUUUUUUUUUUCAUCAAGUUUUUUUUCACAUUAAAUAUAUAUAUACAAAAUUGUAAAUUAAACAUAAUUUGCCAUAAAGGAAGUGCAAAGCUUAGAGGAAAUGUUUAGAAAGGCUGUGCAAGUCACAUGUAGGAAAAUGUGACUAGGGCUGCAUAAACAAAGUGAUUUAACUCCUUAAUGGCAGAGAAUUGAGCAGUGAGACUGCAGGGCAACAAGCAUGUUUUACUGUUUGUAUUCAACUGCAAUUUGCAUCUCUCAUUUAUUGCACCAGCAUAUUGUAUACCGUUUUUUAAGACAAAAACAGCUUUCAUUUGAUGUGACAUAUACAUAUAUAGAUUUUUAUUAUAAAUUCCCACCCCCCAAAAAUGCAAACCAUUUUUAAAAAAAAUGUUUUUUUAAAACUUUUUAAAAAAUCUUUUUAACAGAUUUGGCAAUAACAUAUGCAUAAUUAGUGCCGCUUAACAAAAAGUAAUUCAAAAUAAAUUAAUUUCUGUCCUGAUUACAGAGUGCAUAUUAUGUCUAGGAUUUCAGUUUAUUUUGGUAGUUACAGGUCACAAAAUAAAAUUUCAAUGUGGAGCCAAUUUUAGAAUUUGGUAUAUUUGUCUUGCAAGCUUAGUAGCUGUCACAGAAAACAGAAUUGGCACACAAAAGUAUAUAGUUAUAUAAAGUGACAUCUACACACAUACAUAUAACAAAAAAAAUCAUUGUGUUCAACGAAAUGCUCUGAGUACAACGAUACAAUGUAUGCCUUUUCCACUACCCUGUGAAUCUAAAGCGCCAUAUAAGAGAACUGACCUUUUCAGUUUUUACAGUUAGAAUUUUGAUAGAUGAAUUUGAAACAAUACUACAAUUAAUUCUAACCUAAUACGUAUUCUAAACCUAAUCUUAAUCCAUGAUCAUAAUCCUUAAUCUAAUCCUAAUCCCAAGGAUUUCUUUCCCUCUGCUAAUUUUAAUACUGAUAUAAGCAAAGGGAUUCUAAAUUAAAAUAGAGAGUGGUACAUUGCUGCCAUCUACUGGCUAUUUUCAGUAUUGCAGUCUCCUAUCUCUAAUACUAAAUAUAGGAUGCAAAAUGAAUUGCGAUGAGUAACUGAACUGGGAAAGGUGGAGAGUGGAGGGAGACCCGGCAAGAGGUAAGUUACUUUUAAUGUGUCCGCACCGGUCUGGCUGUGCGACAGGAAACACUUGAUUAGAGAACAAACCAUAAUAGAUUUUAAAGGAUAAUUUUAUUAUCAUUUGUUUUCUCAGUUAAUAAUGUCAUCAUCACAUUGUACCCUCCAAAUGGUAUUAAAUAUUUUGUGAAAUAUUCUGCAACUUUAAUUCAUAACAAUGAAAUUAUGAAUAAAUAACUUUAGAACUGGGUCAAAAAUCUGUAUCCUCUAAUAGGAUGCACCUGCAUUGAGCUCCAAUCCGCAGGCUACACUAAGUGCCUCUGGCAGUAAAAAAAAUCAGGGUUUACACUUGCUCCACACGCAUCUGCUGAUACCUGUAGACAUGGGGAAGAGCUCCAAAAAGCUACAGGCGGCACACGGAGGAGGUUCCCGAGAUAUCGGGGAAUACAUGGCCCGCGGCCUACAGCGAGCGGAGCCGAAGAUGGCGGCUGCACCAGUUGAGGAGCGGGAAAUCAACGCUCUUGAUGAUUUUCCCACGGCGGCCCCCUAUAACUUCUUCCAUGAAAGGAGAUAUAAAAUCACCCAUGAAAGAGAUGAAGCAAGUACUGGCUACAGAGGUGGGGAUAGUGAGCGGAGAGGUGUGCACCCUAGGAGGCCGAGUGAAGGAGGUGGAAGGAGAAGUGGCAGAGUUCCAGCAAUUCAGGACUGACACCACAGACAGCCUCACAAGCCUCAGGCAAACCUGCGAGUCUAUGCAGGCCAGGAAGGCAUCCCUGGAAAACAGCAGCCGCCACAAACAUAUAAAAAAUAGAGACAUUCUCGACGCCAUAACCAAGGCUGAACUGCCAGUCUAUAUAAGCCUUUGUUUCUCCACCUGCUGAAAUAAAAAAUCCACCUCUGCUUCACCAGUGGCUGGGAUUUCCUGGGUCUCUAACCCCCCCUGGAGCGCAGAUUAGGGGUCCUGUGAUACAAUUACACAGCUGUCCCACAUGGGCGACAAAUUAGCCAUCAUGAAAGCCACCAGAAGCAUACCAACCUAUCCAUUCAAAGGCCACGCUCUGACCUAUCAAGACCUAUCCACAGCCAUGCUUAGAUGGUGAACCUCGCUUAGCCACGUCACUCGAAUACUCUGUGACAAGGAGAUAAACUAUCGUUGGGUCAACCCUAGAUCCCUAAUAGUGGAACGCAACAGAGUGGUCCUGAAAAUGGUGAAAGCCACAGAAGCAGCUGUAUUCCUCGGAGAGCUGGAGCUCACACUGCAACCUAUCAGCAAUCAGAGCCAGGGAGUGGAAAAAGUGGCUGCCACCCACAUGACCGUGCGGACUGGCACUAGGCCUAUGUACAGGGGGAUCCACGUUUGACGGUUGUGGGCCUUCUUUCCUUUCCCUGACGCUAAAAGCACUGGAUAAUAUGAGUCUUUGCACAUGAAGGGACAUACUGAAGACACAAUUGGCUGUUCACUAAUGGCCCCAUGAACCUUGCAUUACCACUAUGCAUAUUUCACAGUUUAUUCAACCCCCAAUCCUUAGCUACGAUAUUAGCCUAGUUACCUAGUUUCAGAUUUUAUUUUAUGUUAUUACUAUACUUACACUACGUAAUUAGCCUGGUUAAUAACUCAUAUCCUCGCGAGGCAGACAGAGCCAGUGUUGGCUUGGAAUAGGGUUCCAGAUUGCACCAUUAUCUUUACGAAUACAACCAAGCUUUCUUAGCAUUCCUUAGUCCAUCAUAUGGCUGAAACCUUCUGAAUGCUCCAUUUGGGAAGCUAGAUCAAGUGGGUGUGGUGUAAUAUACCGAUGUGUACAUGUAUAAGCAUAUGUAGCGUGUAGAAGCUGUAACACACUGAUUUGAUGGUAGUCGGAUGCCCAAAUGUUUUUCAUGUUAUCUAAAAACAAUGCAGUUACUGUCUCAUUGCAAUACAAUACAUCUGCAUCAUAUAAAUAAAGAAUUAAAAAUAAAUCGUAUCCUCCUCAUGAGCUUUAAGACAUUCUACAGGUGGUUGGUUAAGAGUUCAACUUUUAUAGAACUAGAAAAUGUAAUUUCUGGUGUGCAUGUCUAAAAAUUCAGCCAUAAUACUGUAAGAAAUAACUAUGAAUAUCUUCUUCUCAGAAAAAUUAGAUGAAAUCCCUCCAGGGACUCACAAGUCUUCACUUGGUGAUACAUCAUCAGAAAGUACUGAAAGCAAGAGGCAGCCAGAAGAGGAAGAAAAAGCAGGUUCCGAACAAGAAGCCCCAGAAAAAAGCCAAGAAGAUACCAGCACAGAGGAGCUAGAGAGUAAUGACAUUGAAAAGAGAGAGGAGGCCACUGGGGAUGAAGAGAUAGACAAUCAUAUCACCGACACUAUCAAUGAUGAGGAUCUGCCACGAGAAACUGAAGACAACACAAGCCAUAAUUCUAAGGAGACAGAGACCGAGAGCCUGACGGUGUCGAGUGAAUCAAUUGAGAGACAAGAGGAUGCAAAGGAAAAUCCAAAACAAGACAGUAAUGAAAGCAAAGAGGAGGAGGAUGAUACCCAAAGAGAUGACAGUAUGUUUGAUAAAUUAUAAAUACUGUUCUCUACUAUUCCUGCAAACACAUACAGCAUAUUAAACAGCAUUUAACAUUUUUUUUUUGUUUAGAUAAUCCUCUAUGGCCAUCCAUCAUAUAGAUUUGAAUGAUAAAAUAAAUAAUCAAUUGCCCAGCCUUCUAGGGUAAGGAAAAUCUAUCCACAAUUUGAUCUAGUUAAAAACAACUGGUCUGUUUAUUUCCAGUAGAUAUACAGCAAACAGGGAUACUUCAGGAAGUACAAAAUAAAACAGCCAGUGAUACACACAUAACAAAAUUAGUACUUAACAAAAAUAGAAGGCUUACCUCCGGGUCACAGAACAAAUAUAUAUACACCCCCCCCCCCCACCAAAAAAAAAUGAGGAAUACAACCAAUCCAGUUAGGGACAAAAGGAGAAAUAUAGUGUAACGCCCUCUGAUAUCACAGAUGUAGGAAAGUAAAAUAUUGUACUCACAAAUGUGUGUAAAAACAACGCAUUUUACUGCAGACAUGCCACGGAGACCUGAGGAAGUUACUCUUCCUGGUGAAUCGCGUAGGGCGGUUACUACCUGUCUCAGGAUUGGUGAUGUUUUCUAAUAUUUUCAAACUGCUUGUUCUCCCUAUACUAGUCUGGAAUUUGAUUCAUUGCCAUUGCAGGGAGAGUUGUUUUGUCCCAUGGCACAUUCUUACACAUGUUUGCGAGUGCAAUAUUUUACUUUCAUACCUCUGCAGUAUCAGAGUGUAUUACACUAUCUUUAGGAUUAGCUGUAUAUAUAAUUUAGCUCAUUGGCUGCAGGGGUGCUUAAUUUCUUCAUUAGGCAAAAAAAGAGUCAGUUAAAAAAAAAAAACCCUGAAAAAGCAAGAUAAACAAGUAUGUAGGGCGCUAUAUAAAUUCUCUAAAAUAUGGGGUACCUUGAUAACUAUUUUACUUAGCAGCACUUUAUAAGUUUAUUAGCUGUAAAAACACUAAAUAUUAAAAAAAUAAAAUAAAGUGCACUGUGCCUUUAACACUAAAUUCAAAUCAAGCUGCUUAAUAUCAAAAUAAUGCUUAUUGUGCAAAAAUAGCAACAACCUGUGCAAAUUUACUGCAAAUCCAAAGUGCAACUUUCAUUUCUAAGUGUGUACAAAAAUGAAGUGCUCAUUGUGCCAAUUUACACACUGUAUAAACUAUUAAUACUUCUCUUGCAAUACUUAACCAGAGUACGUAGUUCUAUAUGAAAAAUUAAAAUAUAUAGUGUAAGAUUGCAAAUACACCAUAAUAAAGAAGUACCAGAAAUUUAUAUGGCACUCACAAACAUUGAGCAGGUAAGAGACUGCUCAGGCUAUAUGCGCUUUCGUUUAUAUCCAAUAUCUAGCUCUUGCUGCAAAAAAACAGUGGACAGCCAAACUAUAGUUUAACAAUCUUUAUUGCAAUUUUAAAAACAAGGACAGGCACGUCAUAAAAACCACUAUGUCUCCCCAGUCCCUUUGGCAAGUUUGAUAAAAAAGUAUUUGGUAUUGCCAGUCGUCGGAACGGCGGGCGGGGUUAGUGACGUCCUCCGUAUGACGGAAUUGCAUAAUAGUGUAGUUACAAAAGGCAUGAUGACGCAUUUUGCCUCUAUUGGCUUCCACAGAUCACACCUAAAACUACCCAGAGGGCAUAUCCUUCUUUCAAUGUCCAAUAUUCCAGUCUUUUGAUUGGUUACAAUGUCCGAAACCUUAUUUAUGUAUAUGCAAAUCUCAUCUCCUUAAUGCAAUUAAUCACUUCGUGCAAAGAAAGGGCCAGACUAAAUGAUACUCUAUUGCAGCUAAAAAAAAAUACAAAAAUUAUCACAUAAAAAGUGAUCGCAUAAAAAUUAAAAUUAAACAUAACACUUAGUUAUGAGGAUAUAUACAAGAUUAAUCUCCUACCUUUACACAUUGAAAGGAGAUUGUGAAAUAAUAGGACCGCACAUAGACAUGUAUUCAAAAUACCAAAAAAAAAGGAUUUAAAAAAAAAACAAAACAGGAUUUUUAAAAAUCAUUAUAAAAAGUUAAAAAGAUCAAAUGCUACAAGUGCAAACAGCCUGGGAAACUGGCAAUACCGAGGACUUUUUUUUUUUUAAUCAAACUUACCCAAGAGACUGGGGAGGCAUAGUGGUUUUUAUGACGUGCCUUUAAUUGUUUUUAAAAUUGGACCUGCUCAACGUUUGUGAGUGCCAUAUACAUUUCUGGUUCUUCUUUAUUUUGGUGUAUUUGCAAUAUCACACUACAUGUUUUUAUGUUUUUCUUUUUCAUAUUGAACUACAUACUGUGGUUAAGUAUUGCAAGAAAAUUCACAGCCAAAAUGUUGUAUCCUUGUUUUGUUCUUGGACCUCAAUAAAUUCACUGAUUCUUCACCCUACAUUGUGAAUAUCUAUCUUAUUUCAUGGCCAGUUGCAGAUUUUUUCUAUCUGUACAGUUCUGCAUUACCAGUCCAGAGUGGUUACUUGAAAUGCAAUAUAAAUUAGUUAAAAUGCCCCUAAUUAAAAUGUAUUUUGAAAUAUAAUGGAUUUAUUUCAAAAUGACCAAUUAUUUUCUCUUUUCAGAAGAAAAUGAUUCUGACAAAGAUGAGACCACAUUAGAGGCUGAAAACGGUAAUGAAGAUGGAAAAUCUGAAGCUGAAGCAACGCAGGAGGGUGGUAAUUCCCACCACCGGGAGACUAAGAGUUAUGAAGAAACAUCUUCCAAUGAACUUGAAGAUUCCAAACGAUUUAACAAAAUGGAUGAGCUUGCCAAACAGUUAACGUCCAAAAAAUGGGUGGAGGAAAACAGCAGUGAGGAGGCCGCACACCAGACUGAAGGCACAAAAUAUGAUGCUGGGAGCAAGGAGUCUGAUGGACAGCGACCAUGGAAGCACUCAAGAGAGGACAGUAGUGAAAGAGAAAAUCAAAUCGCCAAUAAGCGAGACGCAGAAGAGAAGAAGGAGGAAGAAGGAAGUGCUAACAGAAAGACAGAGGUUUGUAUGAUAAGAAAAGAAAUUCCUGGCAGCAUCCUAUUUGUACCAAAGCAAACUGGACAAUAUCCGAUGAGAAUUAUUGAGGUGGUUUAAAUAGGCAUUCAUAUGAUAUAUAUCAAGGUUAUAAAAUACAGACUGAAGAAUAGCACUCACCAAAAAAUAGUUUUACAUUUAACAAGACUACUUAUAUCCAAUUUAUUGAGGUCUAAUGUUACAAUGAGGAUACGAUGUUACAAAAAGGAUACAAUGUUUUGGCCUUUAAUCGUACACAAUUAAGUCCUCACGGCCAAAACGUUGUAUCUUUGAUUUGUCCUUUGGACCUCAAUAAAUUCACUGAUUCUUAGCAAAUAAAUGCUGAGGAUUCAGUUAUAGAAUGAGGAUUAAUUUAUAGAAUAUGGCCCUAUUGUGUUAAGCCCACCACUACAUCACAGUACCCCAAUAUCUGUAGGUCCUGAACUAGUUUUAACAUGGGAGAUUAGCAUGAUAACUGUAAUACGUACUGCUUAAACUGCUUCCAAAAACUCUCCUCAAUUUAUGUUUUUUUGUUGUCAACUCCAAAGAGGCACCUUUAGUGGAUGGGUGAGGUGCUCAGCCAAAUAGGAAUCGAGUCUGAAUUCCAAAUAUAUACAGAAAAAAGGAGAAUGGGGGUCACACUCAAAACAUGCAUUUCUGAAUAGUAAGGUGUAGGACCCAUCGAUAUUGGAGUACAUAGUGAGACGUAGUGGUAAGUUUAAUACUAUAUGGCCCAUAGUGUAACUGAAUCCCCAUAUUUGUUUGCUAAGAAAGGUGAUUUUAAGUAGCAUUGUAAAAUUUAAAACUGUAUUUUUUUGGUGCACACUGUUCCUUAGUCUGCAUUUUGUAAAUAUUUUGGUCCUCUUUGGCAGCAGCACUACUUAGAAAUCAAUAUUCUGGGUGUGCCACCAAUUCCCCUUAUUUAUAUAUCAAGGUUAUAUCAAUAUUUCCAAUUGUCAAUAUUACUGUUGAAUCUUUUUUAAAAAUUUUUAUUUAAAUGUGUCUACAGUACCCAGACCACUAUAUCCCAAUUCAUGCAAAGCUGCUAAACAAUGUCAUUUCUGUGAAGGGACGUAAACCUCUUAAGAAACCAAAAUUUUAAUUAUUCAAUGCUAAAUAUUAUAAAUAUUAUAAAUUUUCAAAGUAAUAAUCCAGAGCUACUACAGUUUGACUUCUUAUUUGGUAUUCGCACCAAUCCCUGCCUUCCCUGCAGUCUCCGCUCAGCUCUGAUUUUUAAGCCCAGCUGUGCAGGUCUUCGCUUGUUGGCCCAGAGCAAUCAACUGAUGCUCUCCGACAAUGAGCUGGCCCUGCAUGGCAUGGAUUCGCUCAGAUGAAUUAACAGUUUCAGGCUGUUACGGUGGGACGUGGCACCAGGCAGACUACAGGUAAGAAAUCAAACUAUUUUUAAACAUCUUUGACUAAACUAUAAUGGAGGGCUGCAAGAGCACUCUUGGCACUAUAACCACUACAGUGUGCUGUAGUGGUUAUGGUGCUUGGAGUGUUCCUUUAAGGAUGGCCAUUCAUUCAAGAGAAUUAUCUUUGCUGGGUCAUAGAUCUAAUUCCCUUAGCUGCUAUUUGAGGGAUGCUUUAAUAACAUGUUCCAACUCACCACCAUGUCGUCAAGGACUUGUAUAUUAUCGAUAGGUGAUCUGGAGUAACAUGCUGAUGGUAGAUUCUAUUCUUUUAUUUAACAGGAUCAGGAACUGGAGAGUCUAGCAGCUAUUGAGGCAGAACUGGAAAGUGUUGCACAUAAACUACAUGAACUAAGAAGGGUUUGAAUCUCAAGCUGUCCUACAAAGUCAUCUGGAUGUUUGCUACUGCACCUUCUUUCUUUAUUUCCCAACUUAAUCUCAUUGUUACUGGACCGGCCAGAAGCACCUAUCAUAGGAGUCUCUGGCUGGAGUCUAUUUAAUCACACGCUAGUUUUACUCGAUCACUGUAACACAUCUGUCGUAGCGCAAAACCAAUUAUUCUGUUGCGGUCAUGAUACAAAUUAAGUUUCCCCAGUUGUGAAGACCAUUUCAAUUUAUGUUUAGGAAGGUUGGGGGUUACUGAAUUUUUGAGAUUAUUGGGCAAUGAGGGUAUCUACAUGCCAUUCCAUUUUGUUUUUUAAUUAAGAUUUUAAAAAAAAUAUGUUUUUUUAACCCAUUCAUGAUAGAUGACAUGCUUGAACUGUCAUGAAACCAAGGGAUAUUCCUAACCCUUGUCAUGAAGGAGUUGAAGUCAAUGCUUUUUAGAAUCGUUUUCUUUUAAUUAGACUAAACAUAUUGCAAUAACUUGUUACUUUUUGAUUAAAUCUGGAAAUGGGGUAUAUUCUGUAUGUAUAAUAAUAAUGAUCUAUAGGGAAAUAAAAUGCAGGAUUUUUUCUGUUCUGCUUUCUUUUGUUUAUUUUAUAAUGUUUGU
Messenger RNA from Pelobates cultripes (western spadefoot toad), 33287 nucleotides. The record is from the annotation of a GenBank genome assembly. NCBI's taxonomy places the organism in Eukaryota, Metazoa, Chordata, Amphibia, Anura, Pelobatidae.